Molecule: messenger RNA, 908 nt
Organism: Kickxella alabastrina
Lineage: Eukaryota; Fungi; Kickxellomycota; Kickxellomycetes; Kickxellales; Kickxellaceae
Exons: 1
Coding region: 75-884 (269 amino acids)
Molecular function (GO): zinc ion binding
Source: RefSeq, a predicted model, not a curated record
AAGGUUUUUUUUUCACACAAAAAUAAAAAGUUGCAACAUUAAUUUUUAAGGGAUUUAUUCAUUAACAACCGCAAAUGUCAUCGAGACUGUACAGGCCCAUUGUCGACACGGCGGCAGACUCGCAGCAGAACACAGCAGCUGCCAACGGCAGGUACGACAUGCCGGCAGAGUAUCCGAGAAACGGGCGCAACCAGGGCUACCGUGGCGAACAGCAGGGCCUCUACGAAAGCGAGCGCGGCCAGAACCACUACGACGAUGGCUGCGGUUACGGCUGCGGCUACGAGAGCGAAGGCGCGCCGGACGAGCAGCUGUCGGCAACAGUACACGACCUUUACGAGGACAGCGCGCCAGCAGAGGCACAGCGCAUGUGGAAUGGCGGGUAUUCGGACUGCAGAUACCCGCAGAACACACAGCAGCAGCAGAGUCGCCCUUAUCGCCGGGACAGCGGCCAGGGUCAUUCCGGCUACUGUGGCGAUGGCCAGAACCAGAGAACCAGAGCCAGAGCCAGAGCCAGAGCCAGAGCCAGAGCCAGGCGUACAUCCGCAGCCUCGAGCAGAACGCUGGCAUGGAUCGUGGCGGAUGCCAGCGUGCACAGCACCAGCGGGUACGGCAUGUACGAGCCCCGGGCGGCGGGGCCGAGCGCAGCCGAUGGGCUGGGGCGGCAGGCGCAGACGGUCGAGUGCCCAUGGUGCCACGCGGUGGUGACGACACGCAUCAAGCGGCGCAUCGGCUUCAAGGCCGGCGGCGCGGCCGUGCUGGUGGCGGCCAUCGCGUGGCCGCUGUUCUGGGUGCCGCUGGUGGUGCCGGGGCUGCACCGCAAGACGCACUACUGCCCGCAGUGCCGCCGCAAGAUCGGGCGUGGGCGGCGGAGUGGAGUGUUUUAGUGUUUUGCGCGAGAAAGUAAAGUA